AUGGUUUUGGAUACCUUUCCAUUUAUCUCGCGUCGUUCUGUGGUUUAUGGAACUGACGGAAUGGUUGCUAGCUCACAACCACUUGCGACACAAGCAGGUAUUGAGAUUUUAAAGAAAGGAGGAAAUGCGGCUGAUGCAGCUGUUGCAGUCGCUGCUGCUCUGGGCGUGACAGAAGCGGCUUCAACGGGUAUUGGUGGCGAUGCAUGCUGCUUGUACUAUGAUGCAAAGACUAAAAAGAUUACUGGACUUAAUGGUUCUGGAAGAACACCAGCAGCGCUGACAACAGAGCACGUUUAUAAAGACAUUAAAGAUGGUAAUGUCACGCUUUCCGAAAGCAAUAUUCAUGCAGUUACAGUACCUGGAGCACCAGCGGUAUGGGUGGACACUAUAAAACUCUUUGGUUCAGACAAGUUAGAUAUGGCCACUAUCUUGCAGCCGGCAAUCGAUCUAGCAGAAAACGGUUUUCCUGUAUCACACAUCUCAGCGCAAUUGUGGAAAAAACCAGAGAAGGCACUCAAGGAGUAUAACAGUCCCGAGAACCGCUUACUUAUUGAUGGCGUCCAUGCACCCGCUGAAGGCGAUAUUAUGCAUUUCCCUGACCUUGCAGAAACUUACAAGCUUGUCGCUGAACGAGGCAAUGAUGGAUUUUACAAGGGACGUAUUGCCGAUGCUAUUGUUGAGGCUGUCAAGACUCGUGGAAGCUUGAUGACACACGAAGAUCUUGCUUCAUACACGUCCGAGCUCGUCAAGCCAAUCUCCAUUGACUAUCACGGGUGGACUGUUUGGGAACUGCCGCCGAAUAGUCAAGGUAUCACUGCUCUGAUGGCCCUAGGAAUUAUUCGUGCUUUAGAGGAAGAACAUGGAUUGAACCUUGCCCGAGCCGAGCACAACUCGGCAGAGUACUUGCACGUUAUUGUUGAGGCACUACGUUUGGCGUUCGCUGAUACUCGUCACUACAUUACCGACCCUCAAGUGUUGUCUGUGCCAACUGAAAGGCUUUUGAGCAAAGAAUAUCUGUCGGAGCGUGCUAAAUUGGUCGAUCUGAAAAAGCGAAACGGCAAGAUCAAGAAAGGAUAUCCAGACAAAACGAGUGACACUGUAUAUUUCUCCGUCAUUGAUGGAGAAGGCAAUGCAUGUAGCUUUAUGAGCUCUGUGUUUGCACCUUUUGGUUCUUGUAUCGUCCCCAACAGAUGUGGGUUCCCUUUGCACAACCGAGGAAGCAGUUUUGUACUUAUUGAUGGUCACCCCAAUUGUAUUGGUCCCAAGAAACGACCUUAUCUUACGCUUAUGCCGUCUAUGGUUACUCGCAAAACAUCUUCCGGUGACCAUGACCUUGAGGCGUGCUUUGGCAUCAUGGGUGCGUACAUGCAACCCCAAGGUCAUGUGCAGUAUAUCAUGAAUAUGCUGCAUCUUCUUGCCAACCCCCAGCAUGCCAUUGACCUCCCCAGAAUUUGCGUUGGUCCGCCUAAAGAGAGGGUAGUAGGAUACGUACCUCCUCCUCAUGCCCGUCCUUUCACGGACAUGAGCACCGCCAUUGUAUACGUUGAAGACGGUCUUGCCGCUGAAGCUGUCAAAAAACUAGAAGCUAUGGGACAUACAUGCCAUAUCGUUAAGGGGAAAGCUCGUUCGAUGUUUGGCUAUGGUCAGAUCAUUCGUGUGCAGCAUGACACUUUUACCGGUAAACGCGUCUUAGCCGCUGGUAGCGAUCCUCGCUGUGAUGGUCAAGCUGCAGGCUGGUCAGGCAAUAAUUUGGCAAAGCUUUAAGUAGGCUUCUUAGAUAAAAU
Molecule: messenger RNA, 1784 nt
Organism: Zychaea mexicana
Lineage: Eukaryota; Fungi; Mucoromycota; Mucoromycetes; Mucorales; Lichtheimiaceae
Product: lincomycin-condensing protein lmbA
Exons: 12
Coding region: 1-1764 (587 amino acids)
Source: RefSeq, a predicted model, not a curated record